CAAUGACAUCAAUGAUCUGUUUAUUGUUGUAUGAUUAAAUUCUGAAACAUAUCAUUCAAUAUGACCAACAAAGAUGUUUGCCGAAUUUGUAGUAAUACGAGACCGACAAAAAUGGUUCGUUUUUCGGAUACCUCGUUUGAUGGUGAUCGAACAACGGCUCAAGUGAUUGAGGAUUGCUUUGGAUUGUUGAUUUCGGAAGACGAAUCAACUAGUUUAUGCUGUGCUCGAUGCAAAAACGAUCUGAUAAUUGCAUUCAAAUUGGUGACAAAAAUUCGCGAAUCUGAUUUGAAGCUGAAAUCGAUAAUUGCAAUACCAAAAGUUGAAAUAGUAGAUGCAAGUGAUAAUAAUAUAUCUACAGUAUUCAUCGCAGAAGCAGAAAUCAAAUCCGAACUGAACGAUGAUGGAUGUAAUAGAAUCGACGAGCAACCAGAACCUUUGUCUCAAUCCAAACCCAAGAAACGAGGACGUCCAAGGAGACAGAAUGUUGUAAAUACGGAUAAAACGUCUGACAUUGAGGAUCAAAUUAAAUUGGUUGAAAAUGUGGAACAAACAUCCUUACAACUAGAACCUAAUCAGGAAAUACAUAUGAGAAAAACAAGACGAUUGAGCACUUAUACCGCUCGUUCUGACGAUGCUCUCUCUGCGUCAUCGGGUGACUCAGAUGAUUCCGACUUUGAACCAGACUAUGACAAUCAGGACGAAUUAGAAGACCAAAAGGUCAAACAACGAACUCAUUACAGCAUCAAUUCCCAGCCAAAAAGGUGCUGUUGGUGUAAAAAUUAUUCACUAAGUUCGCAUGACAAAGUUGAAGAGCACUCGCAAAAAUAUCAUCUCAAAUCGCGUGUGACAAACCCAGAAGCAUAUGGAGAUAAAGUAUUCGAGUGUCCAGUUUGUUUUAUGAGAUUUGAAGUAAAAAAGUUAUUCCUUCAACACCGCCGCAAAAUGUUUGUCGAAAUGCUACAUCCAUGCAAACAAUGCGAUGAAGAAUUUGCAAAUUUCUACGUUCUGCAGAAACACAUACAACUCAAUCACCAUCGGAAGUUGAAACUUCGUGAACUUGAAGAGCUACGUAUCAAAAGCAACAUAUGCUGCGGUUGUCGAACCAAGUUUAACUCCCAAGAUGAAUUGAAGGAACAUGCCAUAAUGGUUCACCUGCCUCAGCGUGAAGCGCCUGACGGCGAACAUACAGUCGAGUGUGAUGUUUGUUAUAAAACAUACAAAUCUAUAAAAUAUCUAAAAGAUCAUAGACUAAGAUUCUUCAAAAAGAAGAAUUUGAUAUGCGCUCAGUGUGGUAAAAGUUUCCGAGAAAAGGCUCAAUUGGUAGGUCACGAAGAUUCACAUCAGAAUGUUCGGCGAUAUGAGUGCCCAAUUUGCCAUGCGAAGUUCUCAAUGAAAGCGUCCUGGCAGGCGCAUGUGAGGUAUCACGAUGCGCAGGAAAUCUACCAUUGCGAAUAUUGUGGAAAGGGCUUCCGGAAGAAGGGUCUAAUGAAGGCGCAUCUGCGAAUUCAUUCAACCGACCGACCCCAUAAGUGUCCGAUGUGUCCACUUACGUUUACUCAGAAAAAUCGCCUCAAUUCCCACGUCCUGGAACACUCCGGUCUAAAGUCGUUUAAGUGCGAUCGCUGUCCGGCAUCGUAUGUUCAUCAGCGGGCGCUUCGACGACACGUUCGCGAAAAACACGAGGGUAUUCGUACUUUUAAGUGCAAUAUUUGUCCUAAGGGAUUUAUCGAACUAAAACCGCUGCAAGUUCAUUUGAAAACGCACGAAAGGAGUCACGAGGCGACUUUCUCAAAAAGCUAGAAACUCAGUAUGAUGCAUUUAUUUAGGAAAUAAAAUUAAAUGUAUAAAAUACAAAUUAAA
Messenger RNA from Armigeres subalbatus, 1860 nucleotides. Its product is annotated as zinc finger protein 540-like. Bases 61 to 1800 code for a protein of 579 amino acids. The record is from RefSeq and is a predicted model, not a curated record. NCBI's taxonomy places the organism in Eukaryota, Metazoa, Arthropoda, Insecta, Diptera, Culicidae. Gene Ontology annotation, cellular component: nucleus. The transcript has 3 exons. Gene Ontology annotation, biological process: regulation of transcription by RNA polymerase II. Gene Ontology annotation, molecular function: DNA-binding transcription factor activity, RNA polymerase II-specific; RNA polymerase II cis-regulatory region sequence-specific DNA binding; zinc ion binding.